AUGGCUCAAGAGUUCUCGUCUGCUUCAGAUUCGGUGAUGUCAGAAGGAUCCCGAGCGUCGACCGCUGCAACUCAAACAAAGAGUGACGAUGAAAGCCAGCUAAAGAAGAAACCGAGAGCAAACAAGGGCCUGCUGAAUCUGCUGGAUGAUGCCUUCAAAUACUCGGCCUACAACGAGUUUUCGAUGCCCAAUGGGUUUUUGAGAAAAAGAAAACGAUCAGCAGAAACCCAGACUACCAAGAGUCAAGACGACCAGGGUUCGAACGCUUCUCUGAAAGAUACGGUAGUGGCCAACGGAGAUCAGUUAGCGAGCUCAAUGAAAGAGCACGCUGCGCAAAAAGUAGUUUCGAAAGGAUCCAAUGGUAAUUUUGAUGUUCGUAAAAGUCGAAGAAAGACCGCUACUCCACCGUCGUCUGAUGACAAAGUGUACCAGCAACCAAGAUCUAGAGCCGCUUCGGUAACCGUGAAGGCAAAAAAUUUACCCAAAGGAGCCAUUCGCAAGAGUAGAAGUCCAAGCUUGAAGCCUGCGGAAAAGUCGACGCCAGCAAGGAAAACAUCUGGCAAAAAAUCUGUUGGCCGUCCAAAAAAGGUGGUUCAAGUCACGGAUUCAUUUGUGAGUGAUUGGGCGACUGAGUUCACCGCGUUGCCAGAAAUUUUCGACCUACAAAAGCGGUCGCAAUCAACUGCUUUCGAAUCGGAACUAAUACAUUCGUCCCAAGUCACACUCCGAAGAGACGAUCAAGAUAAGAUUCUCAAGUUGCGGUACAUUUUGUUUCCUGAAUUUGAGGAAGAAUUUGUGAUCAAUUUCUCCUCAGAUCUUUCAAGGUACAAUCCAAUGAGCGAGGUUGGUCGGAUUGUGGAGCUCACCGAUCUCGUUUAUUUACCCAAGAAGUACCGAUCAGUAAUGAAAUCUAAAAUCGUAGCGCCUUUGAACAAGGCGUUUGAUCAAGAGAGCGAAAGCGAGUUCAUUGAUGUAAUAAAUCGGUAUAACGAUUUCAUCAAGAACAUACCCAGGGAAGAAAUUAUACGGCAUUUAGAAUCACUCGACAAAGUCCCCACCGCGUUGCUGCAUAGCCUCUUGCACAUGAUAUAUGUCAGAACGAUACACCCUAACGCUGGUUCUUUGAAGAAGUAUCAGGCCUUUAGUAACUACGUUUACGGUGAACUUUUACCCCGCUUCCUCACAACUGCUUACAAGCAAUGCGAUCUCAAGCCCGACCACAUAUUCAUGGACUUGGGCUCUGGUGUAGGAAAUUGUGUUUUCCAGGCAGCCGCAGAAUUCGGGUGCAAGAUGAGUUUUGGCUGUGAGCUGAUGCCACAUGCAAGCAUGUUGACUGAGGCACAGAAGAAGGAGUUUGAAAACCGGUUUCGAUUAUACGGGCUGAAGGUAGGACCAACCCAAUUUUCGUUGAGGAAAAGCUUCAUCGACAAUCCGGCCGUACAAGAACUAUUGCCGCGAUGCGACGUUUUGUUGGUGAACAAUUUUAUAUUCGACGCGCAACUGAAUGAACUGGUUAGAAAACUGAUUCAGCCGUUAAAAGUAGGCUGUAAAAUCAUCACAUUGAAAGAUUUGAGACCUUUGGGAUAUACGAUGGAUUACACCAACACAGACAACAUUUUGAACCGACUGAAAGUGGAGAAGUUUGACUUGGCAGAGGAUAGCGUUUCGUGGACACAUCGUGGUGGAGAAUACUAUGUUUCAACAGUUCUACAGGAUAUUGACGAGUCUAUUUUUCUGAUGCACUCCAAAGGCCGUGUGCGGGCUAGAACGCCGAUCAAGUACACAAGGUAA
Messenger RNA from Lachancea sp. 'fantastica', 1791 nucleotides. The record is from the annotation of a GenBank genome assembly. Lineage: Eukaryota; Fungi; Ascomycota; Saccharomycetes; Saccharomycetales; Saccharomycetaceae.